CGUCAUCAAAGCGCGUCAGCAGUUCGUCCAACAUGGGGUCGUGGUGUCGGACCGGAGCGACCUUGGUGCUGGGAGCGGGAGUCGGAGCCGCGGUCUGCCGCCUGCUGAGCCUCAGAGGCCGCGAGGAGUUGGAGGAAGGAGCCGGUGUCCUCCACAGAGUCCCGGUGCUUCCGGUACCGAGCGUCCUGGCCUCCGAGCUGACGGUGAGUCCAGGUGCAUCAGUAGCUGUGAUGAAGUAUGGCUUUCCCUCAUUGGCCAACAUCAAGACCCGAGAGUCCUACGUCACCUCCUACGACCCCCGCACCCGCACUGCAUCCUGGGUGAUAGAGAGGCUGAACCCCGCCUCCCUUAGCGGGUCAUCAAACAGGAAGAACUGUGACUUCAGAGCAGACGACAGCGUGCACUUGUUUCACAGGUCGACCAAUGAUGACUACAGGGGGAGUGGCUUCGACAGAGGUCACCUGGCUGCAGCAGCCAAUCACAAGUGGAGUCAGAAAGCAAUGGACGACACAUUCUACCUGAGCAACGUCGCCCCUCAGAACCCUCACCUGAACCAGAACACCUGGAACAAUCUGGAGAAGCUCUGUCGCUCUUUGACCAAACGUUACCUGAACGUGUACGUGUGCACCGGUCCCCUCUACCUGCCCAGGCAGGAGGCUGAUGGGAAACUCUACGUUCGUUAUCAGGUUAUUGGACAAAACCACGUCGCUGUGCCGACCCACUUCUUCAAGGUGCUGAUCCUGGAGCAGGCGAAUGGUAGAGGGGUGGAGCUUCGGUCAUAUGUUUUACCAAAUGAACCAAUAGAUGAGAAGGUUCCUCUGGAGCGUUUCCUGGUUCCCAUAGAAACCAUAGAGAGAGCGUCAGGACUUUUGUUUGUCUCGAACAUCAUGAAGAGAACCAGCAGCCUACAGGCCGUGACCGACCGACCAACUACAUUACCCAGAAUACAUCAGUGACAUGAACUACGUUGUCCUGGAAAUAAACAGGAAGUCAAGGAAAUCAGACUGAAUGUGGAAGUUUAUCCAAAUUAAGAUUUUUAUUGUUAAUGUAUUAAUAAACAUUGUCUUGUUUGUUCACUGAAUUUUUUAUUUUAUUCGUUUAAUAUAUUUGUAUAUUUCUUUACACUUAGGUACCUAAAAUAAAGCGCUGCUAAUAGAUGCACUGUAUUAAUGUAUGGGUGAAUGGAAAACUACUGUGAAGCGUUUUGAGAGUCAAGACCAGAAAAGCUCCAUAUAAUUACAAACGAGUUCAAUAAACUUGACUUUCACCGAU
Platichthys flesus (European flounder) is the source of this 1272-nucleotide messenger RNA. It is a transcript of the gene endog, whose product is annotated as endonuclease G. Gene Ontology annotation, cellular component: nucleus; mitochondrial inner membrane. Bases 33 to 956 code for a protein of 307 amino acids. The record is from RefSeq and is a predicted model, not a curated record. The transcript has 6 exons. Gene Ontology annotation, biological process: apoptotic DNA fragmentation. Gene Ontology annotation, molecular function: metal ion binding; RNA endonuclease activity; nucleic acid binding. Lineage: Eukaryota; Metazoa; Chordata; Actinopteri; Pleuronectiformes; Pleuronectidae.